AUGGCGGCCAGCAGCAGGAGUAGCAGUCCAACCAGUGGCAGUGGCAGAACCAAGAGAGAAGGCAAGGAAAAGCACAAGAAGAAACGCAAGAAGAAAAAGAAGACGAUAACUCAAUCGACCAUCUUGGGAAGCCUACCCGUAUGGAUCCUCGUGGUAUUGCUGGGCGGAAUCGCCUUGUUCUUCAGUCUCAAUGGGUACCUUGCAAUGUCACUGAUUGACAAAAGCAAUAACAGUGAUAUCAAUGAUUCCGUGCCCUUUUUUCAACAAAUGUGGACCAAGGGCAAGGGACGGCUCGAACAGCUUUCGAUAAAAGACAAGAAUUUGUUUGAAAAUGUUACUAAUAGUGGACGACAGCAGAUGAUUGGCCGAGACUGUGCUUCCUUUGGUUGUGCCAUUACUCCACCCGACUACAAGGGCGACCAAAUACAGCAGGCAUUGCUCCAAAUCAAAAAUGACACUUCAGAUAUGCGUAGCAUUAUUGCUCCCUUUGCCUCGUGGGAAAUGGCCACAAUGACACGCAAGAGCAACCGCAAACAUCCUCCCUUUAAUCAAGAUGCUGCUGCCAUUAUCAAACCCUUUCAAACGGCACAAACUACCUCGAAAGCGACAGGUUUCUUUGUGGGAAUAUUUGAUGGACAUGGAGAGGAUGGACACAUUGAUGCCCAGUACUUUGUCAAGGAUGUACCCAAAAGACUGGCGCAAAAGUUGGACUCCAUGGCAGUCAACAGCAAUAAUAAGCAAGCCACCAUUGUGCAACAUCUAAAAGACACAUUUGUGGAAUCGGACGAGCUGGCACCCAAAAAGAUGAAGCUGCGAGGUGGAUGUACCGCUUCCGUCACGCUUCGAGUCGACAAUACACUCUAUUUUGCCAAUGCGGGAGACAGUCGCACCAUGCUGGUUGCCGUCAAUGCUCGGGAAUUUCAAAUUGUCGAGGCAGGGCCAGCUCCUGGAGUGUCGCAGCUAUACAUUACCCGUGCGGAUAAACCACACUUGCCAGAUGAAUUGGCACGCAUCAAGGCGGCAGGAGGGACUGUCCACAUACCACCACCCAAUCCAAACUUGUCGCGUGUCAUUGUACACAGCGAUGAAUUCAAUGAUACCAUUGGACUCGCCAUGAGCCGCAGUUUGGGCGAUUAUGAAUGGACACUCAAGGGGGUCACCCCCGAGCCUCUAGUGGAUGUCAUUUCAUUGGACGACUUCCACAAUAGUACGCAGGAUCCCAUGACGUCCAUAUUCCUCGUUGCGGCCAGUGAUGGACUCUGGGAUUAUCGCUUGAAGCAAUGGUAUGCCAAGCAAUUCGCAGAGAGCUUUCUCAAUGGAAAAGACGACAAACGAAGAAUUCAUCCCUUGCAAAAGAUGCAGGACAUUAUUGAGUUUGUGUCGCCAAACAGGGAGGAUUGGUACAGGGAUGACAUUACGGUUGUGACCUUGCGAAUCAUGUAA
Seminavis robusta is the source of this 1443-nucleotide messenger RNA. The record is from the annotation of a GenBank genome assembly. Lineage: Eukaryota; Bacillariophyta; Bacillariophyceae; Naviculales; Naviculaceae.